AUGCCGUCAACAGCGGAGGGCUUCCCGCCCGCCGUGGAGGAGGCGCUGUGCGGCCUCACCGGCGCCCUGCUCGAGCUCUCCUACUGCCUCCAGGCGCUGGGUGAAUUUUUUGAUCAGUCACAUGUGGCCCUACCAAAUGUUUCCAAGUUCUUUCUGCAUCAAGCUACGGAGGAGAGAGAAGCUGCAGAAGCUUUGAUGAAGUAUCAGCAAGAAAGAGGAGGCCACUAUUGUUCUAAAACCAUCCAGAAACCAAGCUGUGAGUAUGCAGUCAGUCUGAUGAAAGCCCUGGAACUUGCAAUGCUCCAGUGGAAAACUAUGACACGGUAUUUUGAAGAGCUUUAUGCGCUGAGCCUGGAAAAUGCAGACCCGCACAGUGCGAGCACUAUCAAGAAGCAAUUCAUUGGGCCCAAAAUCCGGAAGGUCAAGCUGAUGGGAGAUCUUCUUGCCAAUGCUCGCAGGCUUGACUGUUCCCAAGAUGGCAGAAACAGUCUUGGGGAUUACUUCAUGGACCGCUUCCAGAAAGAGUUAAGAACAGGCAUAGAUCCAGAGCCUAGUAAGCGGUGUAGCCCCUGCCCACCUCUCCAGCAAUGCACAGGAGCUGCAGAGGCUCUGAAGCGCCCCCAGAGAGAAUUCUCCCAGCACAGGAACGGCAUAGGGCCAAUAUAUGCAACCGUGUAUUGCACUGCCUCAGUGCCACAGUGCAAUGAUGGGACAGGAGCAAAAGUGAAGCAGGGCAGGGAGGGACUCUAACGCUAUGGCUGUUGGAGCUAUGGAGCAACUCCUAGGGCUCAUCUCU
Molecule: messenger RNA, 796 nt
Organism: Tinamus guttatus (white-throated tinamou)
Lineage: Eukaryota; Metazoa; Chordata; Aves; Tinamiformes; Tinamidae
Product: ferritin light chain
Biological process (GO): iron ion transport; intracellular iron ion homeostasis
Cellular component (GO): cytoplasm
Molecular function (GO): ferrous iron binding; ferric iron binding
Source: RefSeq, a predicted model, not a curated record